GAGAGAGAGAGAGAGAUUGAACAAAAAAAUAUAAAGGGAGAGCGAAGAGGAAAUUGAAAUGAAAGCAUUUUGGUAAAGCAAGAGAUAAAAGAAGGAAAGAAAAAUCCAAAAUCCAAUUUCUUUCCUGUAAAAGACUGCAAAUUUCCCAAAAGCUUAUUAGGGUUUCGAAGUUUCCACCUAUCCAAACAAGAAAAGCAUGGCGGGGAAUUUUCCGGGAAAGUGAGUUGUUGUGGGUUAUCUUUUUAGUUGCGAUUCUGUUUCAUUUUUAGACCGAGGGAAAGUUUCUGCUGCACCAGAAAGUCUUAGAGAGAGAGAGAGAGAGAGAGAGAGAGAGAGAGAGAGAGAGAGAAAUAUGAUAGUAGCGUCGUCGUCAUCAUCGUCGUCCUCAGCUACUGUGGCUGUCGACAAGGCGACGAGCGAUCUUCUGAUAAGCCCUGAUUGGACUAUGAACAUAGAUAUCUGUGAUUCCGUCAAUUCUCAUCAUUGGCAGGCAAAAGAUGUCGUAAAAGCUGUAAAGAGACGUUUGCAGCAUAAGAGCUCCAAAGUUCAAUUUCUAGCCUUGACGCUUUUGGAGACAAUGGUGAAGAACUGUGGUGAUUAUGUCCAUGUUCAAAUCGCAGAGAGAAAUAUACUAGGCGAGAUGGUCAAAAUUGUCAGAAAGAAGCGUUCUGGAGUAGAAUUUCCCAAGCAUUCAUUAGAAGCACCUGCAAUUUUUACACCGCCUGUUACACAGACAACAUUGAGACAUGCUCAAGCAGGAUAUGGAAUGCCUAGCAAUUCCUCAAGAAGGCUUGAUGAAACGAUGGCUACAGAAAUGGAGAAUUUAAGUUUGUCAAGCCUGGAUUCUAUGAGGAAUGUUAUGGAGCUUUUAAGUGACAUGCUGCAAGCUGUGAACCCUAGUGACCGUAUGGCCAUAAAAGAUGAGGUGAUAGUCGAUCUUGUCAACCGAUGUCGUGCCAACCAGAAAAAACUGAUGCAGAUGCUAACUACAACUGGAGAUGAAGAACUUCUUGCUCGAGGUCUCGAUUUAAAUGAUGGUCUGCAAAGUUUGCUUGCAAAACAUGAUGCCAUUGUUUCUGGUUUGCCUGUGCCAACUCAAGCUACAAAUGUCAGUCCCCAGCCAACUGAAAAGUCUCUGUCCAGUUCCAAGCAUACUGAAGUAAAAGACUCCAGCGCAAGUGACUCUAGUCCAAAACCUAAUACUAAUCUGUCUGCAACAGUUGGUACCAUGACCAAGGUCCAGAUUUAUGAAGAUGAAGAAGAGGAAGAUGAAUUUGCACAGCUAGCUCGAAGGCAUAUUAAACCACGCGCAAUACCUCCUCAAAACACAUCUAGUGGCAGUGAUGAUGGUUUAGCGCUGGUGAGCACCAGCAGCACAAUAAAUCCAUCUUCCACAACAGCUACAUCUGUCCCAAGCAACGCAUUAGCUCUGCCUGAUCCACCAGCACAAGUUAAGACUACAAAAGAGCAGGAUAUGAUCGACCUAUUAAGUAUCACUUUAUCAACAACAGCUGCCUCCCCUGACACCACCCCUCAUGCCCCAGCAUCUAACCCUCAGGCUGCUCCAUCCAACGGCAACAUGCAUCAGGUACCUGUUUCCCCCAGUGUACAAGGGAAUCCCUAUCCUUCACAACCUUAUCCUGGAAAUCUUGGGAUGGCAUCCCAAAACAGCUAUGUUGUUCCGUGGGCACAACCUCAACCCCAACUCCAACAACAGUUCCGGCCACAAUUACAACCUCAAACACAGCCUCAAUUCCAGUCACAAUUUCAACCUCAAACACAGCCUCAAUUCCAUUCACAAUUUCAACCUCAAUACUCAUCUGGCUACCCCCCUCCACCAUGGGCAGCUACACCUGGUUAUUCUAACAACCAGAACCAUUUGUCCGCCAAUAAUAUGUUUUCAACUCCUCGGGCCAAUGCAACCACAUCUUAUAUGCCGGCACAAGGAGCUAGACCUCUGCAGCAUUUUAAUUCGUUUCCUGCGAGGGGAAUCAAUGGGUCAGAUAACAAUGGAGGUUUCCCAGUGAUCCCUGGUCCUAGGAGUCCUGCCCCUGCAGCAGGACAAAAGCCCUUUGUUCCCUCAUACCGAUUAUUUGAAGAUCUGAACGUGUUUGGCAAUGCAGAUGGAAAGUUUAAGAUUACAAACAGCAACACGUCGUCUAGCUUGUCUGGGACUGCCGGCCAAGGUAUGGUGGGUGGGAGGAAGUGAAGUACUGGCCUACGAGUUUCAAACCGGGAUAUAAUAGCUAUAUAUGUGUAUAUCUUUGUAUAUCAGUAUCUGCAUCUUCUUCCAGUUUGGGAUGUACUCGAAGUUGGUUUAUACGCUCGUAGCUUAUCAGUUGUCAUUAAUCACCAAUUAUGUGUGUAGGGCUUCAGAAGAAUCAUUGCCUCUUAAAGACUUUGUAGCAUUUUGCUUCAUAAUCUGUGGAUUUUCAUUAUUGCGAAGUGAACUCUGAAGCCUUAAUUAAUCCCGCAGAAUGUUUACGAGUUCUGAUCAAUCUGAAUCUGAUGAGAAAAUCAGUCCAUGGUUGGAAACUUUUCUGAGGGCAAUGUCGUUCAGAAUCAAGUCGUGGUGGCUGAACCAUCGACACACACCAUGGCUGUGCGAGAGUUGAGCUAUAUUUGGAGCAUUUCGAUUGUCACUUCAUUUUUUUACUUUUAUUACUUUAAACACCAUGGCAUUGAAUGCCACGAUUCAAAGCUUUA
Molecule: messenger RNA, 2706 nt
Organism: Prunus dulcis (almond)
Lineage: Eukaryota; Viridiplantae; Streptophyta; Magnoliopsida; Rosales; Rosaceae
Product: TOM1-like protein 6
Exons: 8
Coding region: 353-2209 (618 amino acids)
Biological process (GO): protein transport to vacuole involved in ubiquitin-dependent protein catabolic process via the multivesicular body sorting pathway
Molecular function (GO): ubiquitin binding; phosphatidylinositol binding
Source: RefSeq, a predicted model, not a curated record